CUAAUGGCAAGUGAGUCAAAAAAAGAAGCAUUUCGAAAAUAUUUAGAAUCAAGUGGAAUAUUAGAAGCUAUAACAAAAGUAUUGGUUGCAAUCUAUGAAGAAAACGAAAAGCCACCUAUAGCAUUGGAAUAUGUAAGACAUGCUUUAGGUGGACCAACAAUUUCAGAGCAUGAGAUGUCCAAAAACAAAGUAGCUGAAUUGGAAGCAAAAUAUGAUCUUCUUCUAAAACAACAUGAAGAAGCUUGCCGACAAUUGCAAUUACUCCAACCUCGUCGAGCAGAAGGGAAUUGUGAUGGUCAAUUAUCUGGAGUUCCACCCUCCUCAUCACCAGCUUAGCUUAACAAAAAUUUGUUGUUGUGCUUCAGUGAAUUUGUGUAAGAUGUUUGAACACCUCAAUUUGAGAGUUUCCUUCCGUUCCAUGAAAUUGACACAAUGUAAACUAUUGUAUCAUCUUAUACAAUGAAAUAUAUGGUAUGAAUACAUUUUUAUUAUUAUUA
Molecule: messenger RNA, 497 nt
Organism: Physcomitrium patens
Lineage: Eukaryota; Viridiplantae; Streptophyta; Bryopsida; Funariales; Funariaceae
Biological process (GO): regulation of DNA-templated transcription
Cellular component (GO): nucleus
Molecular function (GO): transcription coactivator activity
Source: RefSeq, a predicted model, not a curated record